AUGUCGGUCUUCUCUUCCAUGCGCUACUGCCUCGGUGAGCCAACUGAAUAUGGUGCUAUCUGGGCUGCUCUAGCGUUCAUGCCUUUCGGUCUGUUCUUCGACUUUAUGGACGGAAAGAUUGCCCGUUGGCGCAAGAAGUCGUCCCUCAUGGGACAGGAGCUUGACUCCCUAGCGGACCUGAUCUCCUUCGGCCUCGCCCCUGCUGCCGCCGCUUUCGCCCUGGGUAUCCGCACCUCGCUUGAUCACGUCUUCCUCGCAUUCUUCGUUCUCUGCGGCCUUACUCGCCUGGCCCGAUUCAACGUGACUGUGGCCGUUCUGCCGAAGGACAAGAGCGGCAAGUCCAAGUACUUCGAAGGCACUCCUAUCCCAACCACUCUCUCAAUCGCCUCCCUCAUGGCCUACUGGGUCUCCCAAGGCUGGACACACGCAAACAUCCCUCUUGGUCUUUUCGCCGAAGGCACGAUUUUCGAGUUCCAUCCCGUUGUGCUCAUGUUCGUCUUGCACGGAUGCUUGAUGGUCAGCAAGUCCAUACAUAUUCCCAAGCCAUAA
This is a messenger RNA of Penicillium canescens, 549 nucleotides long. RefSeq names its product CDP-diacylglycerol-serine O-phosphatidyltransferase. The coding region runs from base 1 to 549 and encodes 182 amino acids. Gene Ontology annotation, cellular component: membrane. NCBI's taxonomy places the organism in Eukaryota, Fungi, Ascomycota, Eurotiomycetes, Eurotiales, Aspergillaceae. The record is from RefSeq and is a predicted model, not a curated record. Gene Ontology annotation, biological process: phospholipid biosynthetic process. Gene Ontology annotation, molecular function: phosphotransferase activity, for other substituted phosphate groups. The transcript is spliced from 2 exons.